AACGGUCGCUUCCACCUACGUCGUUCACUUCGGCCUUGGUUGAGAGCACAACUCGCUAUAAAGCUUCUAUUGCUGCCACGUGUCCCCCUUCAGAGAUUCUACCAACUCAUAAUCAUAAUCAUCAUGUAAAAGAAAAAUCAAGGUGUGUUUGAAUAAGAAUAACAAAUUUUAUGUAAUCAAUUUCAUUACUAUGGAUCACAUUAAUUCACAUCACUUCAAUUUGUAACACAAAGAAACUCAUAUCAAAAGAAACAAAAACAAUGGCGAAUGGGGGUGACGCUCACCAGCUACGUUAUUGUUUAUGGAACCAUAAGAGAAGCUUUGCUAGUAAAUCAAAGGAAGUCCCUAUUGUGGAUGCUCUUAAUCUUAAACCAAAUACUCUAGGAUCUCUUCUUGCUUGGUCUGCUUCUGCUCAAGACUUGAGAGAUAUGGAUCUUGAGAAAGAGAAAGAAGACGAGGGGUCUCCAAGAGGAGUCUUAGAGGCUUGUGUUAGAGGGUUUGAAUCUAAGCAACCACCUGAAUUGGAAACCAGUUGUUCAAAUUCGAGGGCGCGGUCGCAUUGGGGCAAAUUUUUUAAGUUGUGGAAGAAAAAAUCAGUUAAACGCCUUUCUUCUUUUCAUCCGAUUGGUGUGCCGAAGAUACCAAAGUGGAAGAGUAAAAGCACUAGGGAAAAUUUUGUUAUGAGUAAUGUACACAAUUUAAGGUCUUCUUUGGUGACUUUUAGCCUCUCUGAUCUCAUAAAAGCAACCAAUAAUUUCAGCAAUGAAAAUUUGAUUGGAAGAGGUGGUUUUGCCGAGGUUUACAAGGGUAGGCUCCAAGAUGGACAACUAAUAGCUGUGAAGAAAAUGACUACAGGGACCACAGAGGAGAAAACAGCUGGCUUUCUAUCUGAGCUAGGCAUAAUUGCUCAUGUUGAUCAUCCUAAUACUGCAAAGCUUAUUGGAUGUGGUGUAGAUGGAGAAAUGCACCUUGUCUUUGAACUUUCUACACUUGGAAGUUUAGGAUCUGUUCUUCAUGGUUCAGAUAAAUGCAAAUUGGAUUGGAGUAAAAGGUAUAAAGUUGCUCUUGGAAUAGCCGAUGGUCUUCUUUAUCUGCAUGAGAAUUGUCAAAGGAGAAUAAUUCAUAGAGAUAUUAAGGCAGAGAAUAUUCUGCUCACAGAGGAUUUUGAGCCACAGAUUUGUGAUUUUGGGCUUGCAAAGUGGUUACCAGAACAACUGACUCACCAUAAUGUGUCCACAUUUGAAGGCACAUUUGGGUAUUUUGCUCCUGAGUAUUACAUGCAUGGCAUAGUGGAUGAGAAAACCGAUGUUUAUUCUUUUGGGGUUCUACUUUUGGAGAUCAUAACUGGGCGUAGGGCUUUGGAUCAUAUGAAGAAAAGUGUUGUGAUAUGGGCAAAACCGUUGCUAGAUGCUAAUAAUAUGAAAGACCUUGUUGAUCCUUCUCUUGGUGAUAACUAUGACCAAAGACAAAUGGGAUGUGUUGUUUUGACUGCAUCAAUGUGUGUUGAGCAGUCUCCUAUCCUACGCCCUCGCAUGAAUCAGGUUGUAACACUGCUAAGAGGGGAAGACAGUAUCCUAUCUACAAAAGCAAGCAAAAGAAGGCCUUUCCAAAGAACAUAUUCAGAAGAGAUAUUAGAUGCACAAGAAUACAACUCCACAAAAUAUCUAAGAGAUCUCAAUCGACAUAAGCUGGUUGCCUUGGGUCUUGACUCAUGAGUGCUAAUGACGUCACAUGUAUGGACAAAAAGGAUCUCAUAUUUAAAACCUGUUAUCUGUUUAUAGUUGUAAAAAUAUGAACUGUAUUACCUCAAUUAGAUUUUGAUUGCAAAAUAUAGACUACCUAAAUUUACAUGGAGCAACUUGUAUAGUUGAAUGCUUCAAAAAGAAAACUUGUAUAGUUGAAUGCUUCAAAAAGAAAACUUGUAUAGUUGAAUGCUUCAAAAAGAAAACUUGUAUAGUUGAAUGCUUCAAAAAGAAAACUUGUAUAGUUGGUCAAUUAUUAAUUA
Molecule: messenger RNA, 2005 nt
Organism: Cicer arietinum (chickpea)
Lineage: Eukaryota; Viridiplantae; Streptophyta; Magnoliopsida; Fabales; Fabaceae
Product: receptor-like cytosolic serine/threonine-protein kinase RBK2
Biological process (GO): protein phosphorylation
Molecular function (GO): ATP binding; protein kinase activity
Source: RefSeq, a predicted model, not a curated record